Messenger RNA from Pangasianodon hypophthalmus (striped catfish), 7947 nucleotides. RefSeq names its product zinc finger protein 652 (gene znf652). The coding region runs from base 3713 to 5629 and encodes 638 amino acids. Lineage: Eukaryota; Metazoa; Chordata; Actinopteri; Siluriformes; Pangasiidae. Gene Ontology annotation, cellular component: nucleus. Gene Ontology annotation, biological process: regulation of transcription by RNA polymerase II. The transcript is spliced from 6 exons. Gene Ontology annotation, molecular function: DNA-binding transcription activator activity, RNA polymerase II-specific; RNA polymerase II cis-regulatory region sequence-specific DNA binding. The record is from RefSeq and is a predicted model, not a curated record.
GUUCCUAUUUUAUCCCAUCCUGUCAUAGCAUUAUGUAAUGGAUCAUUUGACUACCACUGACUUCUCAGAUGCGAAAGUCCAAGUCUGAAAUGUUGCACGUUGGUGUCAGUUUGUUGUAAAAUUAAUUUAACACUUUCUUUUUGUAGAAUAAUGUCAUCUAAUAACAUGAAUGAGUAAUAACUAUACAGAGAACUUGUUCCCCACAUCAAAGAGCAAUUUCACCCUAUUGAUAUCUUUGGUUCGUUUGCUGUUUGAUUGGGUUUGGCUUCAUGCUGCAUGGAAAUAAACAAACCAACAAAUAAACAUAUAAAACUUGCUGAGGGGUUUGUAGGGCUGAAACUCUUACCAUGUUUGUAUAAAAUGCAAAAAUGAAUCAAGCAUAGAGAUCAAUGAGCAAGCACUCGUUGAAUGAUUAGAUAAUGAUUAGAUUAAAACAUGUUGCGUCUCACAUCCAGCAUCUAAUAUUUUUGUUUGGUUUGCCAGUCCAAACCAAUUUGCAGCUUGAGGCUCAGUUUAGCAAAUCAUUCUGACUGUUCACUUGUACCCCAUGAUGAAACAUCUCCAUGCUGAUAGGAGUGGUCUCCUCCAGGAUGACCAUGCCCCCAUCCACAGGGCACGUGGGCUCACUGAAUGGUUUGAGGAGGAUGACAGUGCUGUAAAUCAUAUGCUAUGGCCUUAAUAAUGAGCAGAUUUUAGCUCAGUUAAACAUCUUUGGGAGAUUUUGGAGCAUCAUUAAAACACCAACUGAUCUUUUGGAAGAUGUUUAUACUGUUUAUACUUCCACAACUGUAGAUAUUAUCUAAUAUACUGUCAUUAAUAAACUGUGAUUGUGCUGUACAAUCCAUCUACUCAGUAAAACGUAGCUUCAUGCAACCUUAAUUCCAAUCUUGAUUCAUCUGUUUUGAGCUUGGGCCCAUUCUUCAUGCAGGUUGACCAGUUUACAGAAUAAUCCAGCUAACCAUGUUAACUAUGAUGGAGCUGGAUGUGCAAAUAAAUUGGUUAAAAAUGAAAAGGCUCAUAACAACACUUUGAAUGAAACUCUCUUCCCCUGCAAGAGUUCUUCUCUGCUAUCAAGUCAUAGGAAGCAUUAGAGAAUCCUCAGCAUUGAUUUGGGACAGGGCCAGCAAGUCUGCUAUUAGUGUCUCUUUUUGGCAUCAAAACCACAAAACUUCAGUUUCUUGCUGAUUGAACCAUCUGCCACAGCACAGGUUUCCGUGCCUGUGCAUAUGCGCACAGACACUCACAACUACAGACUCUGCUGAUGUUAGGAGCAGGUUUGCAGAUUCAGAAGUUUGAUAAGAUUCGUGUGUUAUGAUAAACUCACCUGUGCCCAUUCAAGUACAGUGGUAGUGAUGCUGUAAGUCUCCUAAAUGAGAAUUUGAAAAAGCAUUCACUUCUUGCAACUGCACAAUGUUGUGAAACACAAGAUAAGUAGGUUACAGAAAGAUGAAAGCUGUCACAGUCUAUACUGAGACUUUGAAACAAUUUGACUAUUGCACUAGUUAGCUACUAAAUAACAGUCUGUUUGCACAUCAGUAAUUGACCUGUUCUCACCUUUUCUUCAGUGGAUAAUCUCAUCUGGAUACUGUAGAUUGUUACCUAAAGUUGCUGCUGUAGUCAUAAAGACUGUCCUGUGGUCAUCCCAGGACUUCACAAUCUGCUAGAAGUGUAAUGACUUAAAAUCCCAUUAUCCAGAUGGGUUCCCUUUUGAGGUUCCUCUCAAGGUUUCUUUUUCUUGUCUUCUCAGGGGGUUUUUUCUUGCUGCUGUCACCUCUGGCUCGCUUAAAUCUGCUUUGUGACAAUGUCGCGGUAUUGAAUUGAAUUGAAGUAGAGACCAUCUAAAACAUCCACUGUUCCAGUUAUGCUUUAGUUUAACUGGCUUACAGGAGAUGGCACAAAUACUCACCAACCAGUUUAUUAGGAACACCUUUACACCUGCUCAUUUAUGCAGUUAUCCAAUCAGCCAAUCAUGUGACAGCAGCACAGUGCAUAAAAUCACAGAUGCAAGAUAGUCAAGAGCUACAGUUAAUCUUCACCAAACACCAAUUAUCAAGCAUCAGAAUAUGGACAAUGUGAUCUCAGUGACUUUGACUGAGGCAUGGUUAUUGGAGCCAGCCUGGCUAGUUCGAGUAAUUCAGAAACUGCUUAUCUAGGAUUUUCAUGCACAAAAUGGUGGUAAAACCAAAAAAAAUCCAGUAAGCGGCAGUUCUGUGAACGUGAAUGCCUUGUUGAUGAGAUAGGUCAGAGGAAAAUGGCCAGAUUGGUUUGAGCUAAUAGGAAGGCUGUGGUGAUUCGCUCUUUAAUAUAAUAAUCGCUCUUUGCAACUGCAGUGAGCAGAAAAGCAGCACAGAAUACACAGUGAACCUUGAGGUAGAUUGGCUCCAGCAGCAGAAGAUCAUAUCGGGUUCCAGUCCUGUCAGCCAAGAACAGGAGUCUGAGGCUACAGUGAAGACGGGGAAAACAUUGCUUGGUCUGAUGAAUCUGAAUUUCUGCAGAUGAUCUGUCAAAAUUUGGUGUCAACAGCAUUAAUCCUUGGCCCCAACCUGCCUUGUGUCAGCACUUCAGGCUGGUGGUGGUGGCGUAAUGGUGUGGGGAAUGUUUUCUUAGCACACACUGAGCCCCUUAAUACCAGAUGAGCAUCGUUUGAAUGCCACAGCAUAUCUGAUUAUUGUUGCUGACAAUGUGCUUCUGUUUAUGGUCACAAUUUACUCAUCUUAUAAUGGCUACUUCCAGCAUGAUAAAGCACUAGUCAUGUCAAAAUGGUUCCAUGAAUAUGACAGUAAGUUCAGUAUACUUUAAGGGUUGCCCCGUCACCUGAUCCGAAUCCAAUAGAGAUUCACAGCAUGUGAAAUCUGCCGAUCAACAUCCAGUAUUUGUGUGGUGUUCCUGAAAAUUGGCCGGUGAGUGUAUAAACGUCUGCGUAUUGUUGCGCAUAUCAAAUCAAAAUUGAUAUUACUGCAUUCUACAGUGCAGCUCAAUUCCCGGUAACACACAAAUAAACACAUAGAUAUGACCGCUUGUGCACCCGUUGUGUGGUCUCACACUGCAUAUGCUGAUUCUCAGAAAGCUGCAGAGAGGGCAGGAAGAAAGGUAGCAGAGUGUGUCUGUAUAUAGGUGUGGGUGUAUGUGGGAGUGUGUACAGUGUUUUUGUUUUUCACUACACCUAUAAGUCUGAUUUUAUGCUUAUUUACCAGAUUCUUCUGUGCUUUUCUGGAUUAAUGUAGACUUUUGACGAGGCAUUACCAUUGAAGCAUGCUUUGCUUAACACGCAUUUGCAGGCAGUUUGUGGUACGAUGCUUCUGAAACAGACCUGGCGGGUUGCUACGACCACAAGAGGUUAAUCUCAGCGCACAACUAACUUUUUUUGCUGAUUCAGCAGAUAUUAACAGAAUACGAAGUAUCCUUUUCAUCACCUAGAGGCAUAAAGACACUUUGAUCCAAAAGCCAGCUGAUUUGCUCCAGCAACAAGUGCAGCUUGUAUGUAAAUACUGAGCUGAAAAUAAAGUGUAAACCUGCUACGUCUUCCAUUUUGUCUCUACCUCCUUCUGAUGUGGAGGUCAUGGAGGCUAGGUUCGGUUUGGGCUGAGGCAUCUUCCUUUCUUCUCCCCUUGAGGGAGGGGUAGGAGAUUGGUUCCUGCCUGGUUUACAGGAAACAGCCACGUUGCUUGUUAAGCAAACUGUACAAACAACGCAAAAGACUAUCUAUACACAGAUGAAGUCGUGCCAGACUCUGAAGGAAGAGACGAUAAAGGAAGCCAUGUCGCAAGAGGAGGGGCCGAGGACGCAUUCCACACAGACCUACUACCAUCAUACCUCUAUAGCAGACAGCGACCUAUCACCAAAGCUCUACAAGCAGGAGGGAAUGUCCAAGCCCUAUUCAGUGCUGGUCGACAACAAGGUGCCUGCCAAAGCGCUGGCUCCUGACCUCGAACCCAGUCCUGCCCCUCUUCAGCAUUACUACAAAGAAGCUUCCGGAACCACUGGAGCCGAGGGAGUGGUGAAGACCAAAAAUGACGGGACGUCUGAUGACACAGAGGAGGAAGAAGAGGAGGAGGAGUUCAAGCGAGCACAGAUCAUUGUUGAGGUGAACCUGAACAAUCAGACCCUGCAUGUCUCUAAAGGUGACAAGAGCAUCCCUGCAGGAGAGGUGAAAAGUGACAGUGAAGAGGAGGAGGAGGAGGAGGAAGAAGAAGAAGAGGAGGAGGAGGAGGAGGAGGAAGACGAGGAAGAAGAUAGUAUAGAAGAGGAGGAGAGUGUCGAGGAGGACCCCGAUGAUGAGGAGGAAGAGGAAAACGAUACCCGGAGGACGAGAUCCAAGCGGACACGCACAAAGAGUCACCGCGUCAGUGUACCCACAGGGUCCAUUGGAGUAACCACGAGGGGGCGGAGAAAGAGCGCCGAAGCCCCACCUCAGAAGCGCAGGUCAGCGCGGGAUGGAAGGAGCUCUGGUCCGUCUGCUUCGGGAGGAGGGAGGGAGGGUGAAGAGCGUGGGACACUGGCGUGUGAGAAAUGCCCACGCGUGUUUAACACCCGCUGGUACCUGGAGAAGCACAUGAACGUCACACACAGACGCAUGCAGAUCUGCGACAAGUGCGGCAAGAAGUUUGUCCUGGAGAGCGAGCUGGCCCUGCACCAGCAGACUGACUGCGAGAAGAACAUCCAGUGUGUGUCAUGUAAUAAAUCUUUCAAAAAGCUCUGGUCACUUCACGAGCACAUUAAGAUUGUCCAUGGCUAUGCCGAGAAGAAAUUUGCCUGCGAGAUAUGCGAGAAGAAGUUCUACACAAUGGCUCAUGUCCGCAAGCACAUGGUCGCUCAUACUAAGGACAUGCCGUUUACAUGUGAAACCUGUGGAAAGUCGUUUAAGCGCAGCAUGUCCCUAAAGGUGCACUCACUUCAGCAUUCAGGAGAGAAGCCCUUCCGUUGUGAGAAUUGUGAUGAGCGUUUCCAAUAUAAGUAUCAACUGCGGUCUCACAUGAGCAUCCACAUUGGACACAAGCAGUUCAUGUGCCAGUGGUGUGGCAAAGAUUUCAACAUGAAGCAGUAUUUUGAUGAGCAUAUGAAGACACACACAGGUGAGAAGCCAUUCAUCUGUGAGAUCUGUGGGAAGAGUUUCACCAGUCGACCCAACAUGAAGCGUCACCGGCGCACACACACCGGAGAGAAGCCUUACCCGUGCGAAGUGUGCGGUCAGCGCUUUCGCUUCUCCAACAUGCUCAAGGCGCACCGAGAGAAGUGCUUCCGGGUCACGAGCCCCAUGACCCAGCAGCCUGCCAGCAUGCCCAUCUCUGUUCAUCUCCCUGGCCACACCCCUUCUUCCUCUGGCCACACCUCCAGCCCACCACUGCCCUCUCAAGGCACAUCCGCUGCAGCAGCCGUGGGCCCAGGAAUGAUCGCUUCCGGAAUUGGACAUGGCUUUUCCCCUUUGCACAUGCAGGCCACACCCACGCAGCACCACCAAACCCAUUUGCAUCAUCCUGGGCACACCCCUAUGACGAGCCACACCUCUCCGCACCAGUCCGUGCCGUCCUCUCUCCUGCCGUCUCCCCCAGCGCUUUUUAAAAGUGAGCCAAUCAACCACUGCGCCCACGAGGACGUGUACCUGAGGCCAGGCUCCGCACAGCAGCACUAAAAAUAACCACACAGAUCCGCCGGCAGUCCACACACAGAUAAUGUGUUCAGGGGUGUAUGAGGGAAGCUCAGCAAAACAUUUGUGUGUGUGUGUGUGUGUGUGUGUGUGUGUGUGUGUGUGUGUGUGUGUGUGUGUGUGUGUGUGUGUUACAGAGAGGCAUAUAUGUAAGUGCUGGCUGUGCAUUUCCUUGCUGGGAAGCGAUCAUGUGAUCAGAGAGGAUGUUUAAGGCUGUUGACCUCAGUGAACUUUCUCUCAAAUGAUAUUAGCAUUAUUUUACACCUCAUAUACUGAUAAGGAAAAAUUCCACUUGCAUCAUAAUGAUGAAAACAUGCCACUGUAUGUGAGCUGGCACACUUUCAGUCUUUCUUUCUCCUCUCUCUCUCUUUCUCUGCCUCUCUUGUCCCUCUGUUGCGUUCUCAUUUUCUCUCCCUGUCUCGUUCUCCUCUCUCGCACACCCUCUGUAUCUCUGUCUCAUACAUCCUGUAUGCCUCUCCCUCAUCUCUCUGUCUCACUCACUCUUACUCUCUCUCUCUCUCUUUUUUCUCUCUUGCGGUCUCUAUCUCUCUAUCUCACUCUCACUCUCAUACGUUCUUCUUCUCUGUCCCUCUCUCACUUUCUCUUUAUGUCUCUCUCCCCUCACUCUCUCCGUCUCUCUGUGUCCCUCUCUCACUAUCUCUCCCUGCAUGUCUCUCCUCUCUCUCGUAUCUCUGUUGUCUCUCUCACACUGUCUCACUCUCACACACCUCUGUUUCUCUCCUCUGUCAACAACUAUACGCUGAUGCUGUCUCGCCCUGUCUGUUUCUCCCUAGCUCUCUCUUUCUUCCUCUCUCUCACCUCCCUGUCUCUUGUCUCCCUCUGUCUCACACUCUUGCUCUUUUUGUCUCUUAUAAUAUAUCCAGCUGCUGCUGCCAGGGUUCUACGGGUUCAACACAAUUACUUGUAAAAGCUCUAAAUUCACUUUUGAAUAAUGCAGUUUAGCCUUCUCUAUAUGGAAGUACACAUUUGACAUAAACACUUGUACAUGUGUGUACGUGUGUGUAUGUAUGUGUGUGUGUGUGUGCGCGCGUGUGUGCAUGUGCGCAUGUAUACAAACUUAUACAUGCAGACUUUUGGGCACUUAAACUCAUAGAUAAUGUAACGCACUCACUAUGCUUGUUUUAUAGUUGUCAAAUUUAUUGUGCGUUAUUGAAACCUUUUUUUUUUGUGUGUGUGUGUGCCGAUGGCUUUGGGAGCGUAUGUUCUGGAUGAGGAGUCGUGGAUGUAUUCAAGUGAAACUCUUUAGGGGAAAAGAGACUGAGAAAUUAUGUCGUGUCAUAAGGGACUUUAAAAAAAAAAAAACAUAAUUCAUUAUUACGUUCUGUAUGAUCUAACCCAUUUACCAUAUAUUCUUAUUUGUAAACAUUACUGUUUUUAAGAGGAAUUUUUAUGUGUGUGUGUGUGUGUGUGUGUGUUUUAAUGGGCUUAAAAAGAGGAUUAUUUGUAUAUGUUUAUUCAGAUGAAUGCGUGGUUAGGGCGCUGUAGCGUGCGGCAGUGAGUGUGUGACUGUGUACUUGUUGUGACUGUCGUUACACCUCGGGAGGUGCUGGCAUUGAAAGCUGCUUCUCUGUCUUUUACAUGACUAUCCAUCAUGUAUGUGUGUGUGUGUGUGCUUGAGUGUGUGUGUUUAAAGUCUAUUUUGUUUAUCUGUUCUCUGCACUUUACUGCUGCAUUACAGAUUUGAACUGAAACUGACAAGACUUUGUUAAUUAUGUCUAGCAAGUGUGUGUGAGUGUGAGUGAGAUGGUCAGCUUUUGGAAAAGGAGGAGAUUCACAUCUAAAUAAUAACCUUGAUUUUAACUAUCGAAGAGCUUCAUUUAUUUUAUACUUUAAUUGAUUUCUUCUUCCUGUAGUGUGACAGGUGGAGAUGCUUGUCAGUCAUGUCUAACCUUUCUGUUUUCCGAUUUUCCUCCUUUUCUUUUGGUUGAAAGAAUGCACUUUCUAAGUAAACCUUUCUAGUUAAGAAAUAAGCAGACCAUGUUUAAUGUAUACUCUGGAGCGAUUUAAAGCAGAGGAGUUAACCCUUCUCUGUUUCUACCACUCGAGUGUAGCAGUACGUGAUUGCAUCACUGUAUGGUACUCAGAUGUGCAGCUUUGCCAACUUCCAACUGCUUUUUCUUUUGAUUGUGUUUGAGAAAGGAUGACAGACAUGUAUUACUCACAGGCCUUUUUUAUAAUGCUCAUUUAACAUACUUUCUGAUAACUUUAGGAAGUAAAAAAAUAAGUAGCCACAUUUAUAACUUUGUUAGUCAUCAUUUAUAACUUUUUUUUUUUUUUUUUUU